AUGAUCAUGGUGACCGCCAAAAAAUUGCCAGAUCUUGUGAAUGACUCAAAAUUGCUUGUCGAGCUGCAUGAGACCCAUGCUCACUACUUUAAUAUCUGCAACAACACCACUGGCCAGCUUCGCAGACGGGUAUGGGAAAAGGAGACAUGGACGAGGACGAAACGUCUCGGAGGAGGUGCAACUGGAGAGGUAUGGCUGGAGGAAUGCCAUACAGGAGAGAAGACGGGCCAAGUGCGGGCAGUAAAGAUCAUUUCAAAAGGCAGCCAUUUCGACGUUUACCAGGAGCUGGAAACCAUUGCCAAAUUUUCACAAAACACAAGCAAGUAUGAGGGCCUUUUUGUCAAGUCCCUGGGAUGGUAUGAGAACGACAUAUCAGUAUUCCUGGUCAUGGAGCAUAUCGAGCACGGCAACCUUGCAUCCCAUUUAACUCAUCCUUUGUCAGAAAAUGAAGCCAGGCAGAUCACUGUCCAAAUCCUGGAGGGCCUGGCAUGCUUCCACGAAAACGAGUUUGUCCACCGAGACGUCAAGCCUGAUAACAUCCUAGUUGCUUCGAAAGAUCCCGAAUGGUGGGUUAAAAUCGGCGAUUUUGGCUUCAGCAAACGGACGAGUGAGGAUAACAGUCUGUAUUCCUUUGUUGGGACCCAAAAAUACUUUGCACCGGAAGUGCUAGGGCUCCUUCCUCAUUGGGUUGAUCCAGAUACUGAAGCUGGCGGUAGAUACCGUUGCACUUACCCCAUGGACAUGUGGUCUUUGGGAGUGACGGUAUUUUACAUGCUCUGCCAUGACUACCCAUUCCAAGGUAACAAGCUAUUGGAUUAUCUCAGAGGCGCCCCCUUCCCCAUCACACGGCUAUCGCAACGGCGUAUCAGCCAGGAAGGAUGCGCGUUCAUAAAGGCCCUCCUGGCUGUUGACCCGGAAAAACGGUUAACUGCGGCUGUCGCUUUGGAGGAUACCUGGCUGAAGGGAUAUCGCAAUGAAGUACCCUCGGGCUUGUCAGAGAAGAUUCCUUCUGGGAUAUUGAAUCGGUCUGCAGCACUGCCUUCCACGACAGACGCUUCAGCAAGCUGGCCAAUGUCCAGCACAUGGAGCCCGAGCAAGGAACAGGCUGUAAACUCAGUGGGUGCUAUAUCAGAGCCAGAAAGGAUAGUGGGACCGCCAAUAGAGGAUUUGCAUAUUGGGAACCCUCAGCAAAAGGCUUUAGAGAAACUCGGGGCUCUUCAUAACAGCGGACUCCGAUUCAUCGCAGAUAAGAACUACUCCCAAGCCGAAGAUGUCUUCCAGCAAGCUGCUGAUGGACGCAAAACGAUUCUGGGCCCGCACCACAAAGACCGGGUGGAAUCAAUGCAGCAAUUAGGGGUGACAUAUUUCUUCCAGCGCAGGUACCAGGAUGCGCAAAAGAAACUGCAAUUUGCCGUGGAUGUACAGACCGACACUCUUGGAACGACUCAUCCAAGCACGUUGACUUCAAGUUAUUGGUUAAGUAGUUUGCAUUUGGCUCAAGGCAACCUUGACGCAUCGCAGGAGAUUAUCGAACGGACAAUGGAAAUACAAAAAGAAAUUCUUGGUGCCCAAAACAAAGAUACCAUCAAGUCUAUAUACCUUUGCGGUCAAAUAUACUGUCAGCAGGAGAGAUAUGAUGAUGCUCUUAAGCUCUUCGAACAAGCAGCCGAUUCUGUACCAGGAAAUGACCACAUAACCACAUUUGAAGUCCAUCAGUCACUUGCAUUCUGUCUGUAUAAGAUGGAGAGAUAUAAAGAGGCGCAGUCAGUUUUGGAGCAGAUAAUACAAGCCUCUCCGUUAGCACCAGAGCUUGCUCGAUCAGUGGAUCUUCUCUUCGACGUUGGGCAAUCACUUUACCAGGCGAAAAGAUAUACUGAUGCUCAGAGUGCUUUCGAGAAAGUAUCAGAGCAUCGAAAAGAAUUACUUGGGCCGUCCCACAAACAAACCGUCGAUUCUACUCUACUCCUUACGUCCUCACUUCGCAUGCAGCAGGGCAAGGUUACUCAAGCACAGGAUACUCUCAAUCAGCUUCUAAUGAUAGCUUCUACAACCACUAGAACAUCUGCACUCGAGCAACUGCAUGAGAUUGGUGAGACACUCUGGUAUACAGAGGCUUAUGAGGACGCGUACUUCACCUUCCAAGAGGUGCUAGAAAAGCGCAGAGUGCUCCUGGGAAAGAAACACCGAGACACGCUGCGUUCGGGUGCUUGGCUGGGCCGUUCACUCCUCCGCCAAGGGCGAUAUGAUGAUGCUGCAGAGCUUCUUAAAUCAAUAGAAAAUGACCAAGACGGCCUCAAUCCGUACGGGCACCUCGAGACGACAUAUACUAGGCUAUGGCUCAGCCUUGCGCUUCACUAUCAAGGCCAAAGCAAGCUCGGACAUACCUACAUACUUCCCAUUCAUCAGAUCUUUAAACGUAAACUAGGCGAGAGUCACAAAGAUACAGCUAUGUGUUUACGCUAUACUGGUUCUUCAUACGGCAAGGUAAAGGACUAUUCCACAGCGGAGCGCAUGUUCGACUCUGCCCUGUCCAUUGCAAAAACCGUGUUUGGUUCAAAACAUGAAGAAACCAUAAGGACUCAAAUCAACCUAGGGAUAACUCUCUACUGGAGAAAAUCCUAUACCCGCUCACUCGAGCAUUUCCACCCGGCUGCGGAUGCGCAGACUGCGGUCCUUGGGGAAUCGCAUGAGGAUACAUUGGAAACCCUGUGUUGCAUUGGCGCAACACUGGAUGCAUUGAAAAGAUACAAGGAGAGUGAGCGCUACUUGAGAUCGGUUGUAGACGGUAGAAAGAAGCUCCUUCGUGCCGAUCAUCCAGAGACGCAAACCGCUGAGAGGUUGCUGGGACUCUGUCUUGCGCACCAGGGUAGGUGGCGGCCAGCAGCAGACAUACAGGAACAAAUCCUCAAAACCAGGCAGGAGACCCUUGGGCAUUUUAACGCAGCGACAAUUCAAAGCAAACACGACGUGAAAAAAUGCAGGAAGGCAUUAGCAGGUCAAUGGUUCAUACCCCGGCCCGAACGCAUGCAGUUGGAUUACCGCCAUUUGUAG
Aspergillus puulaauensis is the source of this 3051-nucleotide messenger RNA. RefSeq lists its product as uncharacterized. The record is from RefSeq and is a predicted model, not a curated record. Gene Ontology annotation, molecular function: protein kinase activity; ATP binding; protein binding. The coding region runs from base 1 to 3051 and encodes 1016 amino acids. Lineage: Eukaryota; Fungi; Ascomycota; Eurotiomycetes; Eurotiales; Aspergillaceae. Gene Ontology annotation, biological process: protein phosphorylation. The transcript has 3 exons.